Molecule: messenger RNA, 1149 nt
Organism: Lodderomyces parapsilosis
Lineage: Eukaryota; Fungi; Ascomycota; Pichiomycetes; Serinales; Debaryomycetaceae
Exons: 1
Coding region: 1-1149 (382 amino acids)
Source: RefSeq, a predicted model, not a curated record
AUGGAGCCACAAGAUAUACCAACGCAAGAGAAAGCUUCCUCAGAGCAUGCACAGUCACCAGAAGAAACAAUACGGAAAAAGUUAGAGUCCUUGCCUCACGAGCAGUUGAAGAAACUUAUAAAUGACCAACUAGACUUGGAAAUCAGACUCAAGCACAAGGAAUUGAACAUGGCUGAUAAUGAACUCAGCAAGACCGAGUCGCAAAUGUUGCUUCUACGAAAGUUUCUUGACAUUCCGAACAACGAUACAUCGAAUGCCAACAAUUUGACUGUAAAAUAUUACGAUUUAUUAAGCAGGUCCUUGAAUGCAACCUAUGAUAGGUUCAAGGAAAUCCCAACAACGGGGCUAGAGUCAACCUCAUUGUCCAACCCUGAUACAUUGAAUCCACCACCUGGCCACUCAUAUAGAACAAGAUCUACUACAUCUUCCUUACGUCCAUCAUCCACAACUUCGCUGCCACGAGGUACAAAUUUGGGAUGCUUGUAUCGUAGGUCGGAUGGGGUAGUUGUGAGACUUACAUGUCCCGAUUGCCUUCGAAAUAACUUUUCAUCAGCACAAGGGUUCUUGAACCAUAGCAGGAUUGCUCACUCAAAGGAGUAUACGUCACAGGAUACAGCUGCAAUCAAGUGCGGCGAAGUACUUCCCGAUAUACCACAGGAUUCCGUUGGACAAAAGAGUAUAAAGUCAUUACAAGAAAGAGGGUUGGAUCCUUCAAAACAUUUGAAUGUGAGUGAAUUCUUAUUUCAAGACGUUCUGUCGCAAUCCGCAUCUCAAGUGGAGACACUAGAGAAAUUCGAGUUUCCCAAAAAGACUGACAAAGAACCGGACAACAAAGCUUCCGCAUCUGGUAAUAACGCACCUCUGAAUGAACUUAUGAAGAAGUUAGUUAAAGAAGGCAAAAUGGAGUUGUCUGAGUAUGAAAAGUUGGUGUUGGAGACUCGCAAGCCAGUCAGUAACGCACAUUUGUUUGACGAUGAAGAUGAAAGCUACGACAGCGAGUCACCAGCCAAUGAGCCCGCACUUGCAUCGUCUUUGGUUAGCUCGGGUGAAAGAAAACGAAGGCAGUCAAGAGGAGGUAUCAAUAUCGCUGUAUUGAACGCCCAGACUGCAAGUGAAGAGGAACCGGUUGAUAAAAAAGCUCGUGUUUAA